AUGACCCAUUGUGUGCACCUGCUGCAGAACACUCGUCCUCACAGGGCACCCAUCAGAGUGGCUAAUGGACUGGUGGUCUAUUCAGAGCUUGUGGGGGAGAUAGUGCUUAGGCCACUGAUCCAUGGACAUGCCAGGAGCCGGUCUGUGAUCCUCUCCAAUGUGCUCUAUGUCCCUGCUCUGUCACACAAUCUGAUCUCCACUACAUACCUGUCAGUUCACCAUGACUACACUGUGCUCAUGAAGGAAAACUACAUCCUAUUCAAGCGCAAUGGUGAAGUGUACUUUGUGGCAGACAUCUCAGAGCAGGGUCAGGCAUUUGUGAGAGAGACUGUCAUGGAUAAAGAGCUAGUUACUGGUGUGAGGCUUGCCUCUGCUAGGAAGCCAGACCCCAUCUGUGAGCCAUGCCUCUUUGGCAAGCUGAAUGCUGGCCUGUUUCCCUCAACUGGUCAUUGUUCUGGAGCGCCUCUUGAUCUCAUUCACUCUGAUCUAAAGAGCUACUCUGUGCCCACCUGUGAGGGCUGGAAGCACAGGGUGACUUUUGUUGAUGAUCACACUGGCUUCAAGGUAGCAUACCACAUGAAGAACAAGAGUGAGACAUUUGCAGCCCUUAAGAUGUUUCAAGCGUAUGCUGAGACUCACUGGGGGCUGAAGAUCAAGGCAUUCCAGGACGAUAAAGGGGGAGAGUACAUGUCUAAUGAGUUCAGAUCACAUCUGGACAAGUGUGGCAUUGUGCACCGCCAUUCAGUCAGGGCACGGCCUCAGCAGAAUGUGUUGAAGCAGGAAAUGCAGAGAGGACUGGAGUCAACAGUAAGAAGCUCUGCAUUGCAAGAGAAAACAAGAAAAGAAUCUACAGACCUGGAGUCAACAGUAAGAAGCUGA
Messenger RNA from Mycena citricolor, 879 nucleotides. Lineage: Eukaryota; Fungi; Basidiomycota; Agaricomycetes; Agaricales; Mycenaceae. The record is from the annotation of a GenBank genome assembly.